AUGGCAUUCGGUGGUCCUCGUGGUGGUGGCCGUGGUGGUGGCCGUGGUGCUCCUCGUGGAGGUGGUGGCGGCCGUGGUGGUAGAGGCGGUCUUGGUGCCGGUGGUCGUGGUCGCGGCGGUGGCCGUGGUGCUCCCCGCGGUGGUCGUGGUGCCCCCCGUGGCCGUGGUGGUCCUCGCGGCGGUGGUCGCGGCGGUGCUAAGGGUGCCAAGGGUGGUGCUAAGGUCAUCAUUGAACCCCACCGUCACGCUGGUGUCUUCGUCGCCCGUGGUGGUAAGGAAGAUUUGCUCGUCACCAAGAACCUUACUCCCGGAGAGGCCGUCUACGGUGAGAAGCGCAUCUCUGUUGAGUCCCCCGCUGAGGAGGAUGGCACUGUGACCAAGACCGAAUACCGUGUCUGGAACCCCUUCCGUUCCAAGUUGGCUGCCGGUAUCCUGGGUGGUCUGGAUGACAUCUACAUGCGCCCUGGCUCCAAGGUCCUGUAUCUCGGUUCCGCCAGCGGUACCUCCGUCAGUCACGUUGCCGAUAUCGUCGGACCUACUGGUAACGUCUACGCUGUUGAGUUCUCCCACCGUUCCGGCCGUGACUUGAUCGGCAUGGCUACCCACCGCACCAACGUUAUCCCCAUCGUCGAGGACGCCAGACACCCUCUUCGUUACCGUAUGCUCGUCCCCAUGGUCGAUGUCAUCUUCGCCGAUGUUGCCCAGCCCGACCAGGCCCGUAUUGUCGGCCUGAACGCCCACAUGUUCCUCAAGGAGGGCGGUGGUGUCAUUGUCUCCGUCAAGGCCAACUGUAUCGACAGUACCGCUAAGCCCGAGGUUGUGUUCGCUCGUGAAGUCCAGAAGAUGAGAGAGGAGCGGAUCAAGCCCAGGGAACAGCUGACCCUGGAGCCUUUCGAACGUGACCACUGUAUAGUGUCUGGUAUCUACAAGCGCUCUGCAUGA
Messenger RNA from Aspergillus niger, 942 nucleotides. RefSeq lists its product as uncharacterized. Gene Ontology annotation, biological process: rRNA methylation; box C/D sno(s)RNA 3'-end processing. The record is from RefSeq and is a predicted model, not a curated record. NCBI's taxonomy places the organism in Eukaryota, Fungi, Ascomycota, Eurotiomycetes, Eurotiales, Aspergillaceae. The coding region runs from base 1 to 942 and encodes 313 amino acids. Gene Ontology annotation, cellular component: nucleolus; small-subunit processome; box C/D methylation guide snoRNP complex. Gene Ontology annotation, molecular function: RNA binding; histone H2AQ104 methyltransferase activity; rRNA methyltransferase activity. The transcript has 3 exons.